CCGCGCAACAACAAAAUAAAAUGGCCACCCAACGAAACAAAUAGAGCGCCGUCGUAAAUAACAAACCGUCCGAGGGCGUUUCAGCGGUGAAUUCCGCGUGUAUUGGACAGGUACGUUAGUCGCGUGGCCAGGCAAGUGCCAGGGCUUAGGGCGACAACGUUAUUCUUUGUGAAAAGAGAAGCUAGAGUUAUACUUGGGAUAGAGGAACCGACCGGGUAUCUACGGUCGUUGGAUGCGUCACGCGCGUGUACCAGCCACACGAGACAACCAGGGAAAACCAGUGGAUCAGGUAUCCUUGUCGACCUCAUCGUCGUCGGCAUGUCCCCACGAAGAACGAGUACACGAGUUCAACCUCGUCGGCUGGCCUAGCUCCGGCUGCUAGUCUCGUCUCUCGGGCCGCCUGGACCACAGCAUGAAGGAGAUGCUUGGAGGGUGCUGCGUGUGUUCUGAUGAGCGGGGUUGGACUGAAAAUCCGCUGGUGUACUGCGAUGGACAGGGAUGUACUGUCGCUGUUCACCAAGCAUGCUAUGGUAUCGUUACGGUACCAACAGGACCGUGGUACUGCAGAAAAUGUGAAUCACAAGAGCGUAGUACACGCGUGGAACAGCGUUGCGAGUUGUGUCCGAGCCGAGAUGGAGCUCUUAAGAGGACGGAUCAAGCAGGCUGGGCCCACGUGGUAUGUGCCCUCUAUAUUCCAGAGGUACGCUUUGGAAAUGUCACCACGAUGGAGCCCAUUAUACUACAACUCAUACCUUCCGAAAGGUUCAGUAAAACGUGCUACAUUUGUGAGGAGCAAGGUCGUGGGAGCAGGGCAAACGUAGGAGCUUGCAUGCAGUGCAAUAAGACCGGUUGCAGGCAACAGUUUCACGUAACGUGCGCGCAGGCUCUAGGUUUGCUCUGUGAAGAGGCUGGCAAUUACCUGGACAAUGUAAAAUAUUGCGGGUAUUGUCAGCAUCACUACUCGAAGCUGGUUAGUAAAUCGAAGAAGAAGGGCGGCAACGUCAAGACGAUCCCACCAUACAAACCAAUACCAGCGGACAAUGGUUCAUCGGAUUCCUCGCCGGAAAAGGAAGCGGAGACCCCGAUGAAGUCAACUUCUACUAGUAGCAAGCGGAAAAGUUCGAGCUCCAAGUCGGCAACAUCGAGCUCAAAAAGCAAGUCUAGCGCUAGUCCUGGCCUAGAGAUAAACGGAGUCGCCGACGACAAGAGCGGUAGCGGUCGUAACACGCCCAAAGAAAACUCCGCGAAUUCAAGUAAAUUCACAACUUCCAAUUUCGUAGAGACCGUUGUCACCCAGUCAGAGAGCGUAUUCGGCCACGAAGGCACCGCCGUCACCGUCAAGUCCUCCGGAUCUAAUUCAAAUUUGAUUCACAAGAGCAGCAAUCAGUCGAAGUCUAGUUCGUCGUCCUCGAGCAAGUCCUCGGGUCAUUCGAGUAAAAAAAGAAAGACUGGCGCGAGGACACCUACUGUCAUCAGUAACGAUAAUUCGAAUCACUCGAUUAGCUCUGAAGCCAGUGGCUCGGUUGUCGUUGCUGUUAGCUCUGUUGUUCAGCAGACUGUCACUUCCAAUCAAACAGUACAGCCGACUGUUACAGAAGCCACGAGUCUCAGCACAACGACAGAACCUGAAAAAUCUAAGAAGUUGAAGGUUGAAAGUCCACCGAUUCAGCCGUCUAUCAGCACUUCCAUUGCAACAGAGGCAACAACAACACCUGUGAUAAUGUCAAUAUCUCACAGUCACCCAUCAGCUGUAACGCAGUCACCAACAACAAUAUCAAACAGCAUAGUGGUGUCAGUACCAUUGACUGCCACUUCCCUACCAAGUUCUGUUCAGAGCGUUGUCACUAAUGCACCAACGUUGUAUCAGCAACUGCAGGAAAGUAUGAUUACAACUGCAGUGUCUAAAGAUACCAGGACAAAUGUGAUGCCCAACGCUGCUGAACGAUUUCUAUCAGAGGAUCAACCAAUGAAAAGGUGUCGAUCUCAGUCGUCGGACAAGCCGGAGAAGACCAGAAAACCGAAACGUGGCUCCACGCCGAGUAGUCAGCCAGCUACAACUGUUCCACUUCCAUUGUCAGCUUCCACAGCAACAUCAACGACUGUAUCAAAUAAUACUGUGGUAUCCACGACGAAGCGGGGUGCCAGGAGUAAUCAUCAGACGCCACCACCGUCCAUAACAGUGGCUCCUAUACCCUCCAUAAUACAGGGUCCCACACUAGGCACAGGCCACUUUAGCAGUGUGGGCUCUGGUUCGGUUGGUACUAUGGGACCUACUGUGAAAGAGUCACCACCUAGUAGUCCUGGUUCGGAGAGCAUGAGUAGCUCUGGACCAGGACGAAGAAAGAGAAAGAGUGCUGGUGCUGCUUCAACGACACCCACACCUUCCACAUCAAAUACACCGACUACACUUUUAAGCUGUACUAAGGAAGAAAAGGAUGUUAAAUUGUUUCAAAAUGGAGUAAGCGCACCUCACAUGUUGGGUAAUCAGUUAAAUCCUACCUCGACGAUGGCGCAAAAGAUGUCGGAUACUCUUUCCCAGGAACUGGAGGCUCAUUCUAUUUUUACGGAGUCGAAUAAUCCAACUACCAGUUUAGUUGGACCGCAACUUCACAGUCGUGUUAUUGCUUCUAUAAGAUCCAACCAACCGACCGCACCUGCAGCCUCUCUGUCGUCGGUCUUCUCGACGAACAGCAACACGAAUUCUAACAAUGUAGCUGGCGUAGGGACAUUGGGCGGCGGUGCAAUUCCGCAAACACUAGAUCAACUUCUGGAGAGACAGUGGGAGCAGGGCAGUCAAUUCCUGAUGGAACAGGCCCAGCAUUUUGACAGUGAGUUCGCGUCACUACUAUCGUGUCUGCAUCAACUGAGAGCAGAAAACCUAAGACUCGAGGAACACGUGAACAGCCUUUUACAAAGGCGAGAUCACUUACUGGCAGUGAACGCAAGGCUGGCAAUUCCAUUGACAACGCAACCCAGUACACAUCCAGUAAACAACAUACAUCCAACAGUGAACCCAUCGCAUCCUAACAUCCCACAUCCAGACAUCCCACCAGGCGCACAAGCCCAAUUACCCCGUGUAAAUCGCGAGUCUCGUGUGAACAACACUUACCUGCCACAUUCAAGUUCCAGCAGUCAUUCCACAGCGAUGGAAAAUGGUUUACCACCGGAUCCAUCACCUCCUGCGGCAGCUUCCUUAUCUCAGUACCAGCACAGAGGUUCCCUAGUGCCGCCGCAACCCAGCCCGACGAUAAGGCACAGUCCGGCUGGAAGUGGCUAUCAUCAGGGUCAACCUAGUAACAUCGUCACCGCCGCCAAUGCUAAUAAUUCUGGAGUAGUACGUAACUCGUCUGUAACACCGGAUCCUCUUCGAGGAGUUCCCAGGUCAGUUCCGCAGUCAUCUAGCAGCUACAUGCCUUCUAUGUAUCAACCAGCUAUGUCCAAUCUGACGAGUAGUCAGGCUGGUGCUAGUAUGCAUAAUCUUCAUUCGCAUGGACCUUCCCCGACUAGCCAUGGUCCACCAGGGAAACCCAGCUGAAGGUAGAUCCAGGCCCAGGGCCGGCGAAGUCGGGAUACGCGUGUCAAGUCCAACACUGGUACUAAUUACUGCACAGGCCAGACUCGUUAUCAUCGUAGACAUUGAGGAUUACUUCUGGUAGUUAAUGCCAGGACCAUCCUUGGCCGAUGAAUUUCACUUACGCAUCCUUCUUCACCUCUUCCUACGUCACAUCCUCAUAUUUCUUCUUCUUUUACUUCAUUUUACUACAUAGCUCGAAUACAGUGGCUUCUCAUCACGUGAUUAUUUUCGAAAAUUUGACGACGCGUAAUUCAAUGUUCGAUGAAGUUUGAUGUACCGACGCUGACUCGAAGAUCCUGAAUGUUUAAGCUUUCCCUUCUGUUCUUUGAAGAAAGUUGUAACUUUCUCUUUUUAACCCCGGAUUUCUGACUCUGUGUCUGGAACGUCAAACUGUGAUGUGAAAUAUUAUAUAAGGUCUCGAUACGAUUAAUUUUCGUCAUUAUGUAAAUAUUGUACUUGAUUAAUUCAUCCGUUGAUAUUUGCAUACGUCAAUCCGAAUGACGAGUUUAAUGUUUAAUGAUUUUAAAGGGUUGACCCGGUAGUAUUUAUGUUCAUUUCGUAUAUCUCAUUUGCAUCUCUAUUUGUCACUCAUUUCGCGUCAAUCAUGUCACAAAGUCAAAUAAGAAGAGAAGGAAAAACUGCCACGUAAAACGUAACGUAACGUAACCAUUGUCAUUACGUUUUCGAAUCUGGUCGCACCUUUUAUCGUCGUUUGAAAAAGCUGCUGAUUUCCAUAUCAUUGUGUUCUCGUACUAAAUGGCGGUUACGGCCAGUUUAGUUAGGAUUAGUUUCGGCUUGUAAUCAUUUUUGUGUUAAUUUUGGGGACUAUUGUUUCUUUUUCCUUUUUUGUUUUUAAUUCUCUAAAGUGUAUAAUGGAAGUUUAAAGAGUUUUGAGCCUGAUUCGCGCUGAUUAGAUUUAUAUUUAAACUAAAUUCAAAUUCAGUAGUCUAACUCGAUGAUUACGUACGAUUAAUGUAAAUCGUAAAUCACUUUUAAAAUUCGAUUAACAUUAAUUAUUAUUAUCAUGCUAUUGUAUUAUACAUCAUAUAAUUCAGGCCCAUAGCAAGGUUAUUUAUUGAGAGGCUAAAUUGGACGUAUUAGAAGUAUAAAAUAAGAAGAAGCUAGAUGCUACUGGCUCUGCGUAACAACGUCAGUGCCAAAUUUUUGCGACUAAUGUGCAACCGAAAACGAGGCGUGGGGGAAGAGAAAAAAGAAUUACGGCAAUGGAGGGUUGGCCUACGAUGGUAACAAUGGACUCCGCCGAAGCGACCGAGAACGUUCAUACUUUUUUUUUUAUCGAAUCAGUAAUAAGAUACGAAUUCGGGAUUAUUUGAAAAAUUAAUUAUUUUUGUUUUCUCUCAACUGUCGAUCAAUGCGAACCGAGAAAGCCCACAGAUGUACAAACAUUAGCGCGUAAGUGAAACCUAUGGCGACGAAUAGCAAUAAUACAAUAGGUGUACAUUGAACUUAAACAUAAACAAUAACUGCCUGUAAGUCAACGAUGGUGCUUUUGGCAAUUCAAAAAGUUGCUCCUGUCUCUUAAUUUUCACAGUUUUACAAAGCGAGCACACUUGUAAUAUCUGAUGCUUGACAUCGACAGAAGAAUAAAUCCAUUGCGAAGUAGAAGACGAAACAGUAAAAUUUGUUUUCAAGAACACUUUUUUAAUUUUGCAACAAAGAUAUUAAGUAAGAAUGAUUUUUAAUGAUUAUGUUCUGAAUUAGUUAUCAAUUUAGAUUAUUUUCUGUAAUUCGUAUUUGGUUGGCUGUCGAAGGAAAAUUUUUUUUAACCAAUUGAGGCACCAUCGUUGCAUCCCUUUGGAUGGCCAUCACUAUUGUUUACGUGGCCGCAAUCUAUUUCAGAACGCGUUAAUCUGAAACCUAUUAAUAAUAUUGUAAAUUUUGUAUUGUACAACACUGAGCACUGCCCUCCACACGAAUCAUAGCUGUGAAAUAGUUUGAGUAGAAAUCGUCAGGCCGUAGCUAAGCGUGUGUUCGUUCUAUUUCUUAUUAAUUAUAUAAUGUAAUUAUUUUUUUAAUUGCCCAAGCGAGUUAGUCAAUUGGUUUUAUUUUUGAUUUAUCUAACUCACCACAUAGACUGCCCGAAAAGACCAAUGCAAUAGUGUUCAUGUUAAUUCACUCUCGUGUAUCGUUUGUGGAAUCGCAAAUGUCACAAUCUAUAGGAGAAUUACCGAACAUCCUUGAUGUAAUCGUUAAUCGCAAAUCUAUUGAUUUGCGUGGAUGAAUCGAUAUAAAUAGAUUUAACUGUAUUGACAUCUAGAACGAAGACCGAUUGAUUGUAUAUUUAUUUAUAAAUGCCGGAAGAAUCCCAAAUUUUUGUAUUUCCUGUGUGCGUAGACGCAUAUGUACUUGCGGUCGAUGAAAUUUCAUUGAGUUUUUUGCUUCCUACGCGAAGAUCGUUUUACCUUUAAUUUUCAAAAUUCUCGAUCGCAGCUCAAGAGCGAUAAUUUUGUUUUUGACAAUUUUAUUACCGCAAAUUGGUAUUUCUACUUGGUAAUCCAGAUUUUUAUUAUCGUACAACUUUACCAUUUUUUUUUUUAUUGUUUUCAUUUUCACAAAUUCAUGUCAAAAAUUACAAAGGAUCUGUUCCAUCGGUGAUCGUUAGUUUUACGCGUUUUGAGAUCGUUUGAAAAGUUUAUAAAAACAGAGCGAAGAAAAAAUCUUACAGAUGUCCGUGAGAGCUAUGGCGUUAAAAAAAAAAUGUAUCAACAAAUUCCUGUACCUGCCUUUCAUAAUCUUGUAUAGCGCCUCGCUCUCACCCAAUCUCAGGCGCUCACUUCAGAUUACACAAUCAUAAGCUCAGCAAUGAAGAAGAGAAGAAUGCGAGACAUGAAAAUCUUUUGUAAAACAGUUACACGCACAGAAAGAAAAUAUCGUAACUGUAUUACCUCACGCAAAAACAUUAAUUGGAUCUUAAUCCUGUCACGUUGUUGUUCUGCUCACUGAUUGAUUGCGUGAGCGCUCGGGAUGCGAAUAUUUUCUAAUCGAUCUAAGUGAAGGACGGAAGAAAUGAAAAUGAGGCAGACAGAGAGAGAAAAAGUUAAAUUAUCGCCAUACCUUGUCGCGUAUUCGUCGUGCGUCAAUAUAUUUGAAAUCCAACGACAAUUAUGUUCGGAUUCGAAUGCAAUUCGACUGAUAAGCGAUUAAUUAGACAGAAUUAAUAAUCAUCGAGAUUUUAGAUUGUAAAUUAUAUAUAUAUACUGGCGUGUAUAAAGCUUAGACUAUUAGAUGCAUUAGAUGAUAACGUGAGAGAGAGAGAGAGAGAGAGAGAGAGAGAGAGAGAGAGAGAGAGAGAUUGAAAUAGAAAAAAAAAGUGAAACACCAAGACUUACAGAUUAUUCGAUCAUCACUCAGGGAAUCGGUUUACUUUCGGAUGUUAUCUUUUUGAAAAAUAUACUCCUACCGAUUGGUAUUAACUCUGACGAUCGUCGGUAUGCGUUCGGGUCGAUAAACAUUCUAGUUCGUUGAUUUAUCGAUCGUUGGUCGUUUGCUGUUUAUGAUUUUUCAAAUGUUCAAUAUCGUCUAUUUUAACGAAUUGGAUGACUUUUUCUUGUGGAAAAUUACACCUCAAAUUUAAUCAAUGACAACGAUCGGUAAUUCACAACCAGACUUGAGAUAACGAUACGAAUAGUCGUAACGGACUUUGAUACAUUUUUCUAAGAGGAAUAAAUUUCUUAGAAUUCUUUGAACGCCGAUCUCUCUGGCAGGGAACAUUUUUUUAUUCGUUGUCCGGAUAAUUCGAAAAGAUCCGCUUGAACGGGUGACGGAAAAAUAGUUCUUUUUUUUUUUUUUU
Molecule: messenger RNA, 7385 nt
Organism: Cephus cinctus (wheat stem sawfly)
Lineage: Eukaryota; Metazoa; Arthropoda; Insecta; Hymenoptera; Cephidae
Gene: Alh
Product: protein AF-10
Exons: 13
Coding region: 413-3535 (1040 amino acids)
Biological process (GO): regulation of transcription by RNA polymerase II
Cellular component (GO): nucleus
Molecular function (GO): histone binding; nucleosome binding
Source: RefSeq, a predicted model, not a curated record